GCACAGAGAGCGCCCAACCGGAGCCGGGACAACCUCCCCAGGUGCUGGAGGAGAAGCCGGAGAACAAGCAGGAGGAGCAGAGAGCCAGGAGGGGGGAAGGGGAUGGCGUGAAGAAGGCCGACGCAACCGCCAGCGAGCCGGUGGCCCGGGCCAAGGAGAAGACCCAUAAAUGCCCGGAAUGUUGCAAGACCUUCUGCUGGAGAAACAGCAUGAGGCGCCACCAACGCAGUCACACGGGAGAGCGACCUUACAAGUGCCCGGAGUGCGAGAAGACCUUCAACGACUUCGCCAACCUCGUCCUCCACCACAGGAUCCACAAGGGAGAGAGACCCUACGAGUGCCCCGAGUGCGGGGAGUGCUUCAUCCAGAACUCGAGCCUUUCCAGGCAUCGCCUGACCCACACGGGAGAAAAACCUUUCUCCUGCUCCGAUUGCGGGAAAUCCUUCGCUCUGAAGCAAAAACUCAUCGUCCACCAGCGGAUCCACACCGGGGAGAGGCCGUACAGCUGCCCGGAAUGCCAGAAAACCUUUCGGACCAGCUCCCACUUCACCACGCACCUGCAGAUCCACGCGCGGAAGACGUCCCGCGCGUGCCCGGUCUGUGGGAAGUGGUUCCGCGUGGGCGCCGAGUGUCUGCUCCAUCAGAAGACCCACGCGGAGGAGGUGCCG
This is a messenger RNA of Leptosomus discolor (cuckoo roller), 668 nucleotides long. Lineage: Eukaryota; Metazoa; Chordata; Aves; Leptosomiformes; Leptosomidae. The record is from RefSeq and is a predicted model, not a curated record.